This is a messenger RNA of Colossoma macropomum (tambaqui), 3383 nucleotides long. It is a transcript of the gene fli1, whose product is annotated as Fli-1 proto-oncogene, ETS transcription factor. Lineage: Eukaryota; Metazoa; Chordata; Actinopteri; Characiformes; Serrasalmidae. Bases 23 to 1555 code for a protein of 510 amino acids. Gene Ontology annotation, cellular component: nucleus. The record is from RefSeq and is a predicted model, not a curated record. The transcript has 10 exons. Gene Ontology annotation, biological process: cell differentiation; regulation of transcription by RNA polymerase II. Gene Ontology annotation, molecular function: DNA-binding transcription factor activity, RNA polymerase II-specific; sequence-specific DNA binding.
UCCAAAUAACUCACUGUCAUUCAUGGUGACGGACUUUCUCAUAGACGGGACUAAUUAUUAUUUCAAGUGUGGGGAAAAAUCGUUAAAGCGCGCGACUGACAGGGGCCGUGAAGUGAAAGUCACCCAUUUUCCGGCUCGUUGUCCCAUGACCAUGUUUCAGACUGUCCCAGACACUUCGUCUUACGUCAAGGUAAGACAACAACGCUACUGGCAGCAGGAGGCGCUUUCAGUGGUGAGUGAAGACCAGUCUUUGUUCGAGCCUCCCUACGCUGCUGCCGCCCCCCUGCCAAAGACGGACAUGACGGCGUCCAGCACGCAGGAUUACGGACAGCAGCACAAGAUCAACCCUAUCCCUCCACAGCAGGAGUGGAUCAACCAGCCCGUCCGGGUCAAUGUAAAGCGCGAAUACGACCACCUCAACGGAACUAGAGAGUCCCCUGUGGACUGCAGCGUGGGGAAAUGCAGUAAGCUGGUGAGCAGCUCCGACACAUCACAGAUGGGUUACGGAGGCUAUAUGGAUGAGAAGAACGCCCCGCCGCCCAACAUGACCACCAAUGAGAGGAGAGUAAUUGUCCCCGCAGACCCAUCUCUGUGGUCCCCCGACCAUGUGCGACAGUGGCUAGACUGGGCUGUCAAAGAAUAUGGCCUCUUAGAGAUAGACACAGCCAUGUUCCAGAACAUAGAUGGGAAGGAACUGUGCAAGAUGAGCAAGGAGGACUUCCUGAGACUUACCAGCGUCUACAACGCAGAGGUCCUGCUCUCACAUCUCAAUUACCUCAGGGAAAGUAGCUCAUCAAUAUCAUACAAUGCACCAUCUCACAAUGACCAAUCUCCCCGUCUGCCUGCCAAAGAAGAUGCCUCGUAUGAUGCUGUACGGAGGACAGGCUGGUCGAACAACAUGCACAGUGGUAAAGGCUCCCCGACUGUAGUAUCUCAGAAUGUGUCUAAAGGCACUGAACAGGCUCGACCUCAGCCAGAUCCCUAUCAGAUCCUAGGACCCACAAGCAGUCGGCUUGCCAACCCAGGCUCAGGUCAGAUCCAGCUGUGGCAGUUCCUGUUGGAGCUCCUGUCAGACAGCGCCAACGCAGGCUGCAUCACGUGGGAGGGCACCAAUGGCGAGUUCAAAAUGACCGACCCGGAUGAGGUGGCCCGGCGCUGGGGUGAGCGCAAGAGCAAACCCAACAUGAACUACGACAAGCUGAGCCGCGCACUGCGCUACUACUAUGACAAAAACAUCAUGACCAAGGUGCACGGCAAGCGCUACGCCUACAAGUUCGACUUCCACGGCAUCGCACAGGCCCUGCAGCCACACCCCACAGAGUCAUCCAUGUACAAGUACCCGUCCGACCUGGCCUACGUGCCUUCGUACCACGCGCACCAGCAGAAGGUCAACUUCGUGUCUCCACACCCGCCAUCCAUGCCCGUCACCUCCUCCAAUUUUUUCGGCCCCACUAACCCCUACUGGAGCUCUCCAACGGGGGGGAUUUACCCUAGUGCCAGCGUGCCCCGCCACCCAAACUCACAUGUGCCGUCCCACCUGGGCAGUUACUACUAAAGCCCUUGACCCCUCGCCUCACAACUCACACGCCAACCCCAAGCUGCACUCAGAAAGAAAGCGCCAAAAGAAAAAAAAUACAAAAGGAUGCUGGAAAAAAAGGGAAGGUGCUUCUCUUCGGAGAAACUUGGCAAAAAUUUGGAAAAUGAAGGAACUGAUUGAAGAAGGGGAAAAAGAGAAAAAAACUGGAUGUUGUGUUGAUCCACUUCAAAAUGGAGUACUACUUAUUCACAGGACAAGUGACUGCUUGGUUUGUGUUUGUUUCGUUUGGAGCAUUCUUGUUUUGACUUUUUCCACAUGUUCUUGUGCCUUUCUAUCCCUCAAAACAGUUUGGUCCAAAGCACCGCCUACCUAACCAACAUCGAUCCUAAACGUUACCUGGAAAUUACUUUUUACCUUGAAAUUGACUGAGAUGAAUUAGUCACUGAAAGUUCCUAGCUGUAAAUUGCCAUGUUCUGCAAAUGUGAAACUUUCCUAUUUCUGUACUUGGGUUCAUCCUUAACCAUGCUGGCAUCAUAGCACAAUGGUCAUCAUGAAAUGGCACCAUGAGCAUCACUGAAUGUUCUUUCUCUGCUACUUAUGGUGAUCUCAACAUUCCGAAGCUUUCAGGAAACCAGGGCCUGGCUGUUUGACGUCAUCUUUUUGUUUGUCUAUCCUUCCCAUUCAUGGACUGUUCUGAAAUAGAGGAUGAAAUCCCACCACAGGACGGAUCCCAGGCAAAAAUUUGGCAACUGGAAUGUGCUGCCAUUCACUUUUCACUUGUUCUCCAAACUGGAAUUGUCAAUUGUCCAAGAAAAGCAUUGCAGGUUUUCCAGAAAGUUGGUGCCAUAGUGUGUGCCAGGCUACACUCUUAAAAAGAUGUCCUAAAGGAUUCUUUGGAGCAAAGCCAUACAAGAACUACUUUUGGUUCUCUUAAAGAACCUUUAGUGGUUCAUCGCAUUGGAAGACGAGAUUUUUUGUAAAUGAGAUGAAUUUGAAGAACCUCCACAUUGUGUUAGGGUUCUAUAGAAAUGAAAGUUUUUUCCUAACUAGGAACCAUUUAGAAACCUAUUUUUAAGAGUGCAGCUUGCUCUAAACGUGUUCCUUUGUAUGUCGAUGACCGAGUCAGUAUUAAUAUUGUUCUGCACUCAGCUGGCCAGCUCGCUGACCAUCUCAGUGACUGCACUUCCCUGCCUCUUCAGUGUUGUACUUGCAAGAUACUCGGAAAAUUUUCAUUUGCUAGUCAAUGUGUCAGUCACCAAAAUUCCAGAAGGAACAUUCCCUAUAGGUCACUGCUGUCGUUAAUAAUUUGAUUGGCUGUUAAAAGUGUCAAUCACCAUAACGUUCCCAUAAGGGGACUGAUAUUAUUGAUGUUCCGCACCAAUGCUGAAAGAUGGCCAACUGCCGAAGGCUUGUGGUUGAUCUUGUGGAAACCAAUCAAACAUUGUAAAAGGUUGUAUUACAGCACAUUAAGCCAAACUAGCCAAGCGCUGAUGUGAAACCUGUCUAUUAGGCAGAUGAUAAACUUUUUAUCCACUUAGUGUUAUUUUCGUAAGCAUUCCAAAGUGGUUUUCUUCUCACCACUGUACCUCGCUGUUUUUUUUAAAGCCUAGUUUUGUGUUUGUUCUUUCCUUAUAUGACAAUGAAAGUCAAAAUCCACUUUAACUCAUCUCACAACCAUCAUUUCACUCCAAAUAGAGUUGCUCAUUACAGUACCUUUGUCUUCACGUCCUUACCUGAAGCUACUUAGAUCACUGAACAGUUGAAUGUGGACAUUAUGCAAAAGUACCUCUUUAAAAGAUAAAAAAAAAGUUUUUUAAUGAAUUAAACAAGUUAAACAGUUAAAACA